Branchiostoma floridae (Florida lancelet) is the source of this 1993-nucleotide messenger RNA. RefSeq names its product kelch-like protein 24. Lineage: Eukaryota; Metazoa; Chordata; Leptocardii; Amphioxiformes; Branchiostomatidae. The coding region runs from base 2 to 1993 and encodes 663 amino acids. The transcript has a single exon. Gene Ontology annotation, molecular function: protein binding. The record is from RefSeq and is a predicted model, not a curated record.
GAUGACCAAAGAGCACGCUAAUCUUCAAGACAAAGCAAUCACAGGUAGCGAAGGCGUCGUCUUCCUCAAAGACAAAUACAAUGGGUGGCGAUGGCAAGAUCAGCACCAUGGACAAAGACUUCUGAAUGGAAUCUACCUCGUAGGUGAGGAUCGAUUCAACAACAAGUUCAUUGACACGUUGGUAAAGAACGGAUUGGACAGAAAUGUACCAUCACCAUCAUCAUUACUUCAUGUGCUACAACAGAUGAGAGAUACAGAACAUUUGUGUGACGUGGUGUUACGAGUACGAGACGAGUACGGGACAGUGAAGGAGGUUCUGCGGUGUCACAGGGCCGUCCUCGCCGCCUGCAGCCCGUACUUCAAAGCGAUGCUGUUCGGGAGGUUCCGAGAAGGACAAGCAAAGGAGGUCACUUUUAAAGACAUCUCUUGUGAAACACUUCGCCAACUUGUGAACUACGUCUACACCGGUGUUGUCACAUUCACUGCGAGGAACGUAGAGUUGUUCUUCCACGCGAGUUCGAUGUUUCAGCUGCCUUUCCUCACAGAUGCAUGCUGCAAAUACAUGGUGCACAACAUGAACAUAAGCCACUGCCUCGAGCUUUUCCACUUCGCUAAGACGCACUUUUGUGAGGAGCUCGCCAGGGAGGCCAAGCACUUUGCUUUGAAAAAUUUGCCUGACGUCAUCUCCCAUGGCGACAUUGAGGGUUUGACGGCUGAAGAGCUGGUAGAAGUACUCAACGAUGACAGCCACAUGUGGGGUGGGGAAACUUUGUUGGAAGGUGUUGUACGGUGGCUGUUUUGGAACACAAACAAUAGAGGAGACGUCCUACAAUCUUUACUACAGAAGCUUCAGAUUGAUAUUACAUUGAUGAACAAAGGCUUUCUCAAGUUCAUAAUGACGACCGAGAUUGGCAUAAAAAAUUCGCUACGAUUCAGGGAAGUCCUGGAAGAAGCCGUGGAGAAAAUAAAGGCGUUGGAGUUGGAGUUAACCGGACAUGAAGUUGUUUUGCAGAUUGGUGGUGUGAGUGGAAGUGAGCUUGCGGACCACAGCUGUAAGAGAAUUCAUUACAUUGACUGCUUCGAUUCUAAGACCAACGCCUGCGCCACCGUUACUGAGCUACCGCAGCGUCUGCUCCAAGCGCAGUUCAACACGACUGUCCUAGAGAACGAUGUGUACGUUGUGGCAACCUUUCCCUGUAGACAAAAUAAAGACAGCGAAGUGUGGAAGUACUCGUGCAUGCACGACAUCUGGCGACGUUUGCCCGAUCUGCUAGAGUCACACGGCUGGGAUUUUUUGCUCCAUGCCGCAGACAGGAAGGUGUAUGCCCUUGGAAGCGGACGGAUUCUGAAGUCGUCGGAAAAAUGUUACGAAGCCUUUGACCAUGUCGCAAACAAGUGGGGGCGAAUCGAACCAGUACCUGAGACAGUUGAGAAAGCCUGCGUUGCAGCCUGCAUGGGGAAGCUCUAUGUCAUGGGACACUGGGGACAAGCCCAAUUUCUUGUGCAAAUACACAAACAGGACAGUCAAAGUUGGCAAUCUUUAGUAUAUCCUGCGUUCCACGGCUGCAAGAUACAGUACCACACAGCCACGCUAGGGGGCAUGAUCUACAUGAUGCCGCUAUAUGCCACACGUCAGGACUAUAUGUGCGCCUACAACACGGAAAAUAAUCUGUUUGAAAAAGUGUUCCUGCCUACGAAUAAGCGGUUGCAGUGUGGCAUGACUGCCACAGAUGAUAGCAUCAUCGUUACGGGCGGGAGGGAACUACUUUCUCCUGACUACGCUACGGGGAAUGUAGAGGUGUUUCGGCCGGCGGAGGGAUGUUGGAAGAUUGUCGGAAGACAAUCGGGUCUGAUCCGAAGAGGCCACACCUGUGUGACGGUCAAUGGCCCGAGCUGGAUGCUAGACAGGUUGGACAAGGCAAGCGAAAAGAGAAACAUGACUGGGAAUGAGGAGAGUGGCCAGGGAUCAGGGGAAACCGUUACUAGUAACUAA